AUGGACGGAGAACUGUUGGAGGAAUACAUGGAGAUAGCCAGCGACUACGAGCACGAACCCAGAACCGGCGGCGGGGAAGGGUACGCUACACCAGCGCCGCACCACCGGCGGCCGCCGCCGCCAGCGAAGUCGAUCAAGGGCGCCAGGUUUCUCGUCGUGGUCCUCCAGGCCGUUGUUAUGUCCUCGGCGCUGCUCCUCUUCUUCCUUUUCGCCGGGAUCGCCGCCGUGGUGCUCCUCCAUCUGUUCGUGGCGGGGAGGUCGCUGCGCCGCCGCCGCCGGCGCCCAGGCGGCUCCGUCGUCGUAUCCAAGGUAGGGUUCGGCGAGGGGCUGUCUCAGGAGGAGCUCAAGAGGCUUCCCGCCUCCAGGUUCUGUGAGAAUGGGGAAUCGGGGGCGGCGGACUGCGCCGUCUGCUUGGAGGCUCUCCAGGAUGGGGAGAGAUGCCGCCGGCUCCCCCGAUGCAGACACGUCUUCCACAAGGCAUGCGUCGACAGAUGGCUGGUGGCGGCGCCGGCGUGUCCAGUGUGCCGGACGGGGGUCCGCGAGGAAGCCGGCGGGCGGCGGCCGAGUUCCUCCGACGGAAGUCAGGUUCAAUCUGUUCCUGUUCGUUAG
This is a messenger RNA of Spirodela intermedia, 609 nucleotides long. Lineage: Eukaryota; Viridiplantae; Streptophyta; Magnoliopsida; Alismatales; Araceae. The record is from the annotation of a GenBank genome assembly.